Actinia tenebrosa (Australian red waratah sea anemone) is the source of this 1558-nucleotide messenger RNA. Its product is annotated as p21-activated protein kinase-interacting protein 1-like. Gene Ontology annotation, molecular function: protein binding. NCBI's taxonomy places the organism in Eukaryota, Metazoa, Cnidaria, Anthozoa, Actiniaria, Actiniidae. The record is from RefSeq and is a predicted model, not a curated record.
UCAUUCCCUCCAAGAUGGAGGUCUUAGUAGGAACUUAUGAUCCACUUCUUCUUGGAUUUCAACUCGUUCACGACAACGAAAACGAAAAAAAUUAUCGGUUCGAGCCCAAGUUUGUGGACAAGGGCCAUGCUGGAUGUGUGAAGAGUGUUGCGUGUGGUGGCGGUGGAGAUUCUCUACUCGCAUCUGGAUCCACAGAUGAAACUAUCAGGUUAUAUAACUUAAAAGACCACAAGGAUCUUGGCUCCUUACACCAACACGAAGGUUCAGUGACUUGUUUAACAUUCUGCGGCARUACUCAUAUGUUGAGUGCAAGUGAGGAUAAAACCAUCUGUGUGUGGAACUGUAAGACAUGGGAAUGUUUAAAAGUGCUGAAAGGACAUCAGACUUGGAACCUUGUUACAGGAAGAUCUGCAUAUGUCACAAAUCUAAAAGAAGUUGCAACUUUAAUAAAAUGGUCACCAUUGGGAGAUUGCUAUGCUGUUGUCAUUGGCAACAAGAUAGUUAUUCAUAAACUUGCCACUGCUUCACUGUCAUGUACUCUUCAACUACCACRACCUGUUCUAGCAGUACAAUUCUUAUCUGAAACUCUUUUGGUGGCAGGAGGAGAAUUUGAUGGUAUUCGAAUUUUUAAUAUUGAAAAAGAAGAUUGUAUCCAAACUCUUACAGGUCAUGAAAGCAGGGUCAAAGCUCUAGAGGUCAUGGAUGACAUCUUCUCAGAUCAAGACAAAAAGCGUCUUUUACUUGUCUCAGUUUCAUCUGAUGGSGAUCUUCGUGCUUGGUCUUUAAACCAGGAAAACUUUGAAGAAGAAGGGCAGCUCGUCGCACGCUAUGARAUGAAUGGAAGACCAACCUGUUUGUCGAUAUCCUGUCCAAAACGCSUAAACACAAAACCUCUUCUAGAGAAGAUGGAAGAAAAAGAAACAAAAGAGAAGAAWGAGCACGAAUCAAGAAAUAAAGAUAACAGUGAAAGAAGAACAACUAGACAAUCAGGCGAUGAACCGACAACGAAGAAGGCGAAAAAGAAGAAGAAAACACCGAAAAAGAAGAAGAAGCAACAGGAGCAAAUUAAAGACGAAGAGGAAUCUCCCACGAAAACAAACGAGGAAGCGAGUGAAGCUAUGAGUCCAGACGAUGAACAAGAUGAAGAACAAACAAUGGAAGAAUAGAAUAGAAUUGUAAACACGUUCGUGAAGGAAGAAAGGAGCCGAAUUCCAGUUUCCAUGUUACUCCUUCAUGGCUCUUUGACUCUAAGAUCUUAUUUAUCAGCAGGAUGGAAGCUCAUUCAAGCACCACAAAGUAGACAAGAUGUUUUAGUCGUCCCAUCUCUGAUGAUGCCGACAAGAAAUUAACGUCUGAAAUUACGAUGCCCCCCCUCCUAGAGCAAUUGUCGGGGGGGGGGGGGGGAGAUGAUGGGUGUAUUGUAAGGAUGACAUUAAUGCAUGGAUGGUGGUCCCCCAGGGGAUGAUUUCACCCUUGCAUUGAAAUGUCUCUUGUCAUAUUUGUUUCCCAUUUCCCAUUUAUCUGAAUAUAUACAUAUUAGUUUUGCUUUCUAUUUCAA